CCGACCGCGCACAAUGGGCCAUGGAGUUCCCGUUCGAUGUGGACGCGCUGCUCCCGGAGCGGAUCACGGUGCUGGACCAGCACCUAAGGCCCCCGGCCCGCCGACCCGGAACCACAACGCCGGCCCGUGUUGAUCUGCAGCAGCAAAUUAUGACCAUUGUAGAUGAGCUGGGCAAGGCCUCUGCUAAGGCCCAGCAUCUUCCUGCUCCCAUAACCAGUGCAUCCAGGAUGCAGAGUAAUCGCCAUGUUAUGUAUAUACUCAAAGAUACUUCAGCUCGACCGGCUGGAAAAGGAGCCAUUGUUGGCUUUCUUAAAGUUGGAUAUAAGAAACUCUUUGUACUGGAUGAUCGUGAGGCUCACAAUGAGGUAGAACCACUUUGCAUCUUGGACUUUUACAUCCACGAGUCACUUCAGCGUCAUGGCCACGGACGAGAACUCUUCCAGCACAUGUUGCAGAAGGAGCGAGUUGAACCACACCAACUGGCCAUUGACAGACCCUCCCAGAAGCUGCUGAAGUUCCUGAAUAAACACUACAACCUGGAGACCACCGUCCCACAGGUGAACAACUUUGUGAUCUUCGAAGGCUUCUUUGCCCAUCAGCAUCGGCCCCCUGCUACCUCUCUGAGGGCAACUCGACACUCGCGUGCUGCUGCGCUCGAUCCUAUGCCCGCUGCUCCAGCAAGGAAGCUGCCCCCCAAGCGAGCAGAGGGAGAGAUAAAGCCGUACUCCUCUAGUGACCGAGAGUUUCUGAAGGUAGCUGUGGAGCCUCCGUGGCCCCUGAACAGGGCCCCUCGCCGUGCGACUCCUCCAGCCCACCCACCCCCUCGCUCCAGCAGCCUGGGAAACUCACCAGAACGGGGCCCCCUCCGCCCCUUUGUGCCGGAGCAGGAGCUGCUGCGUUCCCUGCGCCUGUGCCCCCCACACCCCACUGCCCGCCUUCUGCUUGCUACCGACCCUGGGGGCAGCCCUGCCCAGCGGCGCCGCACCAGUUCCCUUCCCCGCUCUGAUGACAGUCGAUACUGACAGACUGCUAACCCCCUCCCCUCCCUGGGAGACCUGGCGCGGGUGGAGACCCUUCUCCCUGAGAACCCCAGACUCAAUCUCCCAUUGCAUCCCCCAGCAUCUAGGGGAACUUGACAAGAACCCGUAGGAUUCCCUUUACCCCUUUCUUGGACAACUGGGUGGUCAGGGUCCCAGGUGGCCUAACACUACAUAGCUUUUCUUACCAUAGAAAGCAGCCCUUCUCUCCUAACUUGGGCUCUGAACACUCCCACAGACAGCCUGAUUUGCUGCCAGGCCUCUUGGUUGGGCAGCUCAUACUAAUUAUCCAGAGAAGCACACUCUUGCUUGCUGUCAGAUUCUAGAACAUCAUGGAAGGUCCAAAGGCCUCCUCUGCCAGGGAAACCUUUUUAAGAGAGUCUUAUCCAUGGAAUAAAUCCAAUAGUCCCUCUGCACUGUCUCCUGGUAGCUCUAAUACUGCUGUGUGCUACCGGCUGCAGCUACCCUAUCAGCCUGCUGACGCCAGCCACUGAACGAACUCUGCUUCAUAGCAGUCCAGUCAGGUAGGACAGGGACUUACCAGCUCCCCACGGGAUCCACUCAACAUUGCCAAACUCUUAAUCUCCACAUGUUUUGUGUAUGUGUUAAUCUGUCAGGGGACCCCUGAGCUGACGUCUGCUGUGGGACUCUAGACUCACCACGCUUCUAUAGACACUACCACCUCCGCUAGGUCCAGGAUCUCUGAAGGAGUCUGUUUCUUGGCAGUAGAUCCCAGCAAACACCCUAGGAUCACUCUUAGCCAAGUUUCAGAAGCUAAGCCUGAGUCUCAAGGCUCUAUUAGCUCCUGGAAUACCCUCUCACAUCCAUCCCUCCCCAGUAGCUAGAUAUGCUGAUAGAUUCCUGUCUUGUGAGAUUGUCUUGAUGAUGAUGGGGGAACUCUUCCUCUGGCCUCCCCUCUCUUCUUUCCUCCAUAGCAAGAAUCCUCCCCUGCUCCAUACCCAGGCUAAAGAACAUCCUUUCCCUCCUUACCCUCUGGAUGUGUACUAGUUCAGGUACCCCUACUGUGUUCCCCCAAAUCCUUGGGAGCAGGAUCUCCCUCUUUUUCUGACUCACUCCUCCUUUUUCUUCUCCCUCUCAGUGUUGUCUGAAUAAAGCGUGAACUCUUUUGUGUUUUUUAAAUGGACAUUUUCAAUGAAAAAAAAAAACAAA
Messenger RNA from Odocoileus virginianus texanus, 2207 nucleotides. It is a transcript of the gene ATAT1, whose product is annotated as alpha tubulin acetyltransferase 1. Gene Ontology annotation, molecular function: tubulin N-acetyltransferase activity. Gene Ontology annotation, biological process: alpha-tubulin acetylation. NCBI's taxonomy places the organism in Eukaryota, Metazoa, Chordata, Mammalia, Artiodactyla, Cervidae. Gene Ontology annotation, cellular component: microtubule. The record is from RefSeq and is a predicted model, not a curated record.